This is a messenger RNA of Lolium rigidum, 1597 nucleotides long. RefSeq names its product probable serine/threonine-protein kinase PIX13. NCBI's taxonomy places the organism in Eukaryota, Viridiplantae, Streptophyta, Magnoliopsida, Poales, Poaceae. Gene Ontology annotation, molecular function: protein kinase activity; ATP binding. The transcript has 6 exons. Gene Ontology annotation, biological process: protein phosphorylation. Bases 144 to 1391 code for a protein of 415 amino acids. The record is from RefSeq and is a predicted model, not a curated record.
CUUCCUCGUCGCUUCCCUCUGCGACUACUCCAACUUCCUCCCUCCUUCCCCGCCUCCCCCCACCACAAGCAUCUGCUGCGCCGCAGUUGCAGUUGCGGUUGCGGUCGCAGGCUGCUUCUCGCACGGCCGGCCGGCCCGCCCGGAUGGGGAACUGCGCCAGCGCCAUGGACGGGCUCAUCCCCUGGGGCUGGGGCGCCAAGAACGCCGCCGCGCCCAGCAACCCCGCAGGGAUGUCUGCAUCGAAGAGGACCACGAGCUCCUCCACCACCGCCACCACGGGGAAGCUGUCCACCACCAGCACCUUCAUGCAGUCAACGGUCAGCGGCUGCAGCACCGAUGACUAUCCGGAGGGCGGAGAGAUCCUUGAGUCCCCCAACCUCAGGAUCUUCACAUUCGCCGAGCUCAAGAGCGCCUGCAGGGGCUUCAGGGCCGAGACCGUGCUCGGGGAGGGCGGCUUCGGGAAGGUCUACAAGGGGUGGGUCGACAUGAAUCCAGCCAAGGGAAGCACCGCCACAGUGGUCGCCGUCAAGAAGCUCAACCCCGAGAGUGUGCAGGGGAUGGAGCAAUGGCAGUCUGAAGUGAAUUUCCUUGGGAGGAUCUCACACCCCAACCUAGUCAAACUCUUGGGCUACUGCAUGGAGGACAGCGAGCUAAUGCUCGUGUACGAGUUCAUGGCAAAGGGGAGCUUAGAGAACCACCUCUUCAGAAGAGGGGCAGUUUACGAACCACUGUCUUGGAGCCUCAGGCUGAAGAUUGUCAUUGGUGCAGCUCGUGGCCUCGCCUUCCUUCAUUCAUCCGAAAGACAGAUCAUUUACCGGGACUUCAAAGCUUCGAACAUCCUAUUAGAUUCGCACUUCAAUGCAAAGCUCUCAGAUUUUGGAUUGGCCAAGCAUGGCCCAGAUGAUGGGGAGUCGCACGUGACGACACGAGUCAUGGGCACGUACGGCUAUGCAGCUCCAGAGUAUGUCUCUACUGGUCACCUGUAUGUGAAGAGUGACGUGUACGGCUUCGGCGUCGUGCUGCUCGAGAUGCUAUGCGGGCUGAGGGCAUUGGACCCAAGCCGCCCAAGCGAGAAACUCAACUUGGUGAACUGGGCAAAGCCGCUACUGGCUGACCGGAGGAGACUGAGCCAGCUGAUGGAUAGCCGGCUUGAGGGGCAGUACCAUGCAAGAGGGGCCUUCCACGCUGCUCAGCUCACUCUCAAGUGCCUGUCUGGUGAACCGAAGAGCCGCCCGUCCAUGAAGGAGGUCGUCGAGGCGCUCGAGCAGAUCGAGUCGAUGAAGAGCAAGUCGAAAUCAAGGGAGGCUAGACGAGACAGCCCAUCGAUGCCGCGUGGUCGGGGAAAUUCACCAAGGAGUGACAGUGGUAGGACAAAUUCUAGGGGCAGAUGAUCACGAGGGUGUAUAUAGGCUGUAACCACCAUGUAACUGAUAUUCAUGUUCAGGAUGUAAAGGUUGACCACCAUUGUUUUUAGUUAUCACGAUGAUGUUUGGUCUGAUCAUGAUAAUGGUCAAUGUAAUAGCAUAGCGAUAUACGAAGAUUUAGUUGUUGUCAUACUCAUAUAUAUGCAUAAAUUCAAUGAUUUUUUCCCACUCAA